AUGGAGAACCUCGCCGACGCACCCAUGCGCGCCGCCCUCGCCUCCGCCGCCGGCGGCUUCGACGAGGCCUGCACCGAGUUCAUCCGCGUCCCCUCCAAGGCCGACCGCCCCGCCGCCGUAAUCCGCGGCGUGACCGCCGGCUACUCCGCGCACGAGCUCGCGCCGUGGGGGGUCCCGCUGGGGGCCCAGAUAAUGGGGUCCGAGGUUAGGCUGAUGGCGGCGGCGGCGCGGCGGCUGGCGCUGGAGCUGGGGGCGCCGCGCGUCGACUUGAACUGCGGGUGCCCCGCCAACAGCGUCACGGGCAACGGCGCCGGUUCCACGCUGCUCAAGACGCCCGACCGCAUGCAGGCCCUCGUGGCUGCGCUGGUGGAGGCCGUCGAGGGCGCCGCGCCCGUGUCCGUCAAAAUGCGGUCCGGCUUCGACGACACGAGCCUGUUUGAGGACGCGCUGCUCGCGGCGCAGGCCGGCGGCGCCGCUUUCGUGACGCUGCACCCGCGCACCAAGCGGCAGGCGUACGCGGGGGGCGCUGACUGGUCGCUCGUGGCGCGCGCCAAGGCGCUGCUGGACAUUCCCGUGAUCGGCAACGGCGACGUGGUGGAUGCGGCGACUGCCAGGAAGCUGCUGGAGCUGACGGGCUGCGACGGCAUCAUGGUGGGGCGCGGCGCCAUCAGCGACCCCCUCGUGUUCCAUCGGAUCCGCGCCUCCUUCGCGGCAGACCAGGCGGCGGCGGCGGAGCGGCGGCGGCAGGAGCGGCAGGGGCAGCAGCAAGGUCAGGGGCAAGGCGGCGGCGGCGGCGGGCUGGGGUGGGAGCGGGACGUGUGGCCGGACGAGGCGGAGGCGGUUUGUAGCUUCCUGGAGCGGUACGCGUCAACAGGGCCGGACGGGCGGUACGAGACGGCGGCGGCCUACAGCGACCAGGCGCGGCCUGGGCGCCUCAAAAAGGCCCUGAAGUACCUCUUCUCGGGCUCUCCCAAGCUCCGCGCCGCCUGCGGCCCCCUGCUGCGCGCCCAAGUCGCUGAUGUCAGCGGCGGUCAGCUGCUUGCGCGCGCGCAGGAGCUUGUGCGCGAGCACUGGCGCCAGGGCGGCCCCGAGGACCCAGUUCUCGUCAACCAUAUGAGCCUCAAGGGGGCGUCCACGGUGCCGGGCGGUGCGGCGGCGAUGGUGGCGGCGUACGGCGAGCGGCAGUGGCAGCCCCUUGGCACGGCGGCGGGGGCAGGGGCGGGGGCGGGCGCGGCGGGUGGUGCGGCGGCGGCAGCGGCGGAUGCAGCGCCAGCAGCUGCUGCGGCGCCCGCAUCCGUGGCGCCGGCGCUGGUGCAGGCGGCAUGA
Molecule: messenger RNA, 1326 nt
Organism: Monoraphidium neglectum
Lineage: Eukaryota; Viridiplantae; Chlorophyta; Chlorophyceae; Sphaeropleales; Selenastraceae
Product: tRNA-dihydrouridine synthase C
Exons: 5
Coding region: 1-1326 (441 amino acids)
Biological process (GO): tRNA processing
Molecular function (GO): flavin adenine dinucleotide binding; RNA binding; tRNA dihydrouridine synthase activity
Source: RefSeq, a predicted model, not a curated record